Acanthoscelides obtectus is the source of this 1981-nucleotide messenger RNA. NCBI's taxonomy places the organism in Eukaryota, Metazoa, Arthropoda, Insecta, Coleoptera, Chrysomelidae. The record is from the annotation of a GenBank genome assembly.
CUUAAGAGUUUGAGCACGUGUACUUGACAUUUGACGUGUGUUAACCUCACAUUGUUGAGUUUUUGAUUUGUUUUGACUACGAGCUUAAUAAAAAAUAGAAAACUGCUGUAAAAUGAAAAAAUAGAUAUUGAUUGUUCCAUUAUAGGUAAUCGAAUUUUUCUUGUUAUAAACAAAAUGUGUGAACAAAAUUCGAAACUCGACUUCUUCCUAGAUGACUUUAAGAAGUUAACAGUCAAGCCUGAUGUAUUUGUAAACCCUGAUGUUUCGCUUCAAACUACGAUAAAGUUAAACCUAAAAGAGACAUAUGAUUUUUCGAAAUCACAAGAGAUCAAAGUUACACACUCAAAAGCUUUGCCAGAGCUCUUGGUUAAAAACUUUGAUUUGGAACAAAUUUGGCAACAAAUAGAAUUACAGAAUGAUACUGUUCUCAUGCGUGUCUUGAAACCAAUCAGCAAGUUGCUGGUUAAUAAGGAAAGCUUGGUAUUCCCAAACCUUGAUGUUAAAGACAAAAUUGACGAUGAAGAUAAUACAAAAGAAGAUUCAGAUAAAGAUAUGGAUGGCACUAAUGAAGAAUUGCUUGUUUCUGAAAAUGAUGAAUCAGGUGAUGAGGAAGAAGUUAACAAUUCUGAUGAUAACCAUAGUGAUAUUGAUGAGAUUGAAUUGAAAAAACCAAAAAAGAAGUCCUCUGUUGAAGAUGGCUUUUUGGAUCUAGAAGAAAUGGAAAAGUUUGUAAGAAAUGCAGAAAAGAAUCUUGAACCAGAUUCUGGCAAUGAUACAGAUGGAUCAGAAUCUGAAGAAGGCAGUAUUGAUUUCUUUAAGGAUGAUGAUGAAGAUGAAGAAAAAGUAAAACAAGCAAAGUUUAAAGAUUUCUUUGUGGCAAAAGACAAUGGUACUAAGGAAAUAAAGAAAAAUAAAUUCUUAGAUGAUAUGGAUGAUGAUGACCUGGAAGAUGAACAAAGAAAGUCAACUUUAGAACAAAGGGAAGAGAGACUAAAUAGGAAGAUUGAAGAGAUUGAGCAAUCAGCUGUUGGGGAAAAAUAUUGGCCUCUAAAGGGAGAAGUUAAAGCUGAUGAUAGGCCACAAAAUUCACUUUUGGAAGAAGUUGUUGAGUUUGAUUUAAUAUCUAGACCAGCUCCUGUAAUAACUGAGAAAACGACAGUCCAGCUAGAAGACAUAAUAAAGCAAAGAAUAAAAGAUAAGGCAUUUGAUGAUGUUGAGAGGAAAGUGAAACUUGUUGAAACCCCAUUGGAACUGAGGAAAAAAGUACUCCUGGACCAAGAAAAAAGCAAGCAUUCCUUGGCCCAAAUCUAUGAGAAAGAAUAUCUAAACCAACAAGCAGCUUUGGAUCCCAAUGCUGAAGAUAAGGAAGAGGAGGAGCCAGCGAUUCACAAGCAAGUGAAGGCUGCUAUGAAAGAAUUAUUUAGCAAGCUAGAUGCCUUGUCCAACUUCCAUUUUACACCCAAGCCAGCUAAACCUGAGCUUAAGAUUGUUAGCCAUCUGCCUGCUAUUAGUAUGGAAGAAGUAGCACCUGUUACAGCUAGUGAAGCUACUCUUUUGGCACCUGAGGAGAUCAGGAACAAAUCUAAGGGUGAUCUGAUUGGUAAAUCAGAGAGAACUUCAACAGACAAAAAUAGGGAGAGAAGAAAAAAGAAAAAGAAGCAAAAGGAACAUUUGAAGCAAAUUGCUAAAAACAAAUCACCAAAUGUGCAAAAGUUGGAGAAAAAGAGAAGUAAUUUGAAAAAGGUCAUGAAAGCAAGGAAUGUAGAAAAGAUGGAUGAAAAACUGAAUCCGAAAGCCAUAAGAUCUUCUAAGGCAUUCUUCACACAAUUACAAGAUGAGGUCAAGACACACAUAAGUGAGAAGGUUAAAAAGAAAAGGAAAAGCAGUCAAAAACCACAAUUUGACAGCAAGAAAAUAAAACUUUGAAUUGUUUUAUAUAUACAUUAUAUAUAUAUAUUAAAUAAAAUGGUGUUACAAUUAG